AUGACUUCCUCCGGAGUCAACCUCUUCCAUCUGCCAUCAGAAACAACCAACAACGAAGUGAAAUUUUCGCCGUCCACGGGAGAUGGGUCGGAAGAUGAAGAUUAUUCUGCAAGUCUCAGUGCAGUUCUUCGUCAACGUAGAGCAAGUGUAAGGCGGUCUCGCAAGGGACGAGCACGGCGCUCAUCAUCACCUUUCCUUACGGAUGAAUCUCGUUCAAGACGGCGUUCUUCGGUAUUCACUACAAGUUCUGGCGAUACCGCUAUAUCUAUUGAGGAUCAGCCGAUCGUAACACAAGAACAAAUAUUCGAAAAUAUUCACUUGCAUAAAGAAGUUCUUGGAUCUGUGAAACAACAGCCAUUAGGAAUGAGAAGAAAAUUAAAAAUCGUGCAGCAGGCUAAGGGCUACAUUAAGCGCCAUGAAGGACAGUUGCAAGAACGAUUGGCACAGUCUAAAAGUACAAGGGAUAUUUAUGCAAGGUUUAAUAUCUUAUUGGCUACAAAAUGGCAGCAAUUGAAACGUGAAGCGGCAAAUACUUCAAAUCUUUUUAUACCCUGGGAAUUACGAAUUAAAGAAAUUGAAUCACACUUCGGAUCUGUCGUGGCAUCUUACUUUACCUUCUUGAGAUGGCUCUUUUGGGUCAAUCUAGUUAUUGGGUUUAUAUUACUCGUUUUUGUGAUAAUACCAGAGUAUCUGACAGCAAAUCCCGCAGAAGAUGGAGAAAGAAAAGCCAUAAUGGAUGAUGAAUCCCUAAAUGCUACUAACCUUUUAACACUUUGGGAGUUUGAAGGAGUCCUAAAACAAUCGCCGAUAUUUUAUGGUUACUAUAGCAACGUCGAACGGCCGGAGUACAGAAUGCCUUUGGCCUAUUUCCUUACAGGCUUAGCCGUAUAUAUUUACAGCUUUGUAGCAACACUAAGAAAAAUGGCAGAAAAUUCACGCAUGUCUAAACUAUCAGAAAAAGAAGAUGAAUGUAUAUUUUCUUGGAAACUCUUCACAGGAUGGGAUUUCAUGAUUGGAAAUACAGAGACCGCACACAACAGAAUUGCUUCCGUAAUUUUGGGAUUUAAAGAAGCACUACUAGAAGAAGCAGAAAAGAAGAAAAACUUGAGGAAUUGGCGCAUAAUUUCUUCACGUACUUUAGUAAAUAUCUGCGUUAUUAUUCUUCUUGCUAUGUCAGCCUAUGCAGUAGUAACCGUUGUUUCUCGCUCCGAUGACAAUCUUAAAGUUAGAAGCUGGUGGCGUGAAAACGAGACGACUAUAGUAGUUACCGUGAUAUCAAUUAUGUUCCCGGUAUUGUUCGAACUCCUUGGCUUUUUUGAGCAUUAUCAUCCUAGAAAGCAGCUGAGAUUACAACUGGCAAGAAUCAUGGUACUAAAUCUUUUGAAUCUGUAUUCUCUAAUAUUUGCUCUAUUUAGAAAAAUUGAAGGGAUGAGUAACGAGCUAGAUAGACUACAGCCCAAAUUACAUAUGAAUGUAACAAUUGUCACCGAGAAUACAUAUAAUAAUAGUGAACUUUUGGGCCUAUAUAAAGCAUGUUUUGAGACAGCAGUACCGUGUUUGCCAUGUGACAUGUUAAAUGUACAAAAACCCGAUAAAGAAAAUUCAAGAGUAAACAAUAAAAAUCAAAGUUUUGAUUAUGCUUUAAGUAAUGUUGGCAUCGUGACUGAGAAUGUCAAAAAUAAAACAAUGAUUAAAAAAAGAAACCUGCGCUAUAUCGAAAUUGCUGAAAAUCUUACACAAAAUAACAAUAAUAAUUCAUACGCUGAGGAAAAAAUAUCUCUUUUAAAAGAAAUUGAAAGAAUUCAUAAUUUAAGUAAAUUGACACAAUCAGAAGAUUAUAAUGAUACUUUGGAAACAGAAGAUACGGAAUCAUAUGAUUUUAGUGACGACUUAUAUCACUCAACUGAUACAACUUUAAUAACAGAAACAGAACAUGAUUAUAAAUCUAGUGUUUCUACAUUAGAUUCUACUUAUUCUGAACCUAACAUUAAUUCAGAGACUAAUAAUAUAUUACCACCUAUUACAGAAAGUUUUUAUAGUACGCAAACAACAGAACCACAAGUAUUUUUGAUUCAUAGCACGCUAGAUACAGAAGUGACUUUUACAGCUACAAAUACUGAUUUAUAUCAAGACACUUAUACAAAUGCAGAUACUACUAACACUAAUAUAGAAGAUUUGAAAAAGAAUAACACCAACUUUACAAUGAUUGAUACAGUAUAUUUUGACAAAUGUCAUAGAAAAAUGUACAACUUGACUAUUGGUACCAAGAAGAAACUACUAAAGUUAUGCUGGGAAACUAUGUUUGGCCAAGAAUUAGUUAAACUGACUAUGAUGGAUUUAGUUUUUGUGUUACUAGGAACACUUUUUUUGGAUUUUUUUCGGGCUUUAUUUGUAAGAUACAUGAAUAAAUGCUGGUGUUGGGAUUUAGAAAAGAAAUUUCCUGAAUAUGGUGAUUUUAAAAUUGCAGAAAAUAUUUUACAUCUAAUUAACAACCAAGGAAUGGUUUGGAUGGGAAUGUUUUUUUCACCCGGUCUUGUAGUUUUAAAUAUUUUCAAAUUGAUGAUAAUGAUGUACCUUCGAUCGUGGGCUGUAAUGACUUGCAAUGUACCUCAUGAAGUGGUUUUUAGGGUAUCUAAAAGCAACAACUUUUAUCUGGCGCUUUUAUUGACAAUGUUAUUUCUAUGCGUCUUGCCGGUUGGAUACACAAUUGUAUGGGUAACACCGUCAUGGCAUUGUGGUCCAUUUUCUGAAUAUGAAAAAAUUUACAAAAUAUUAACAAACAAAAUGUAUGAAGUCUUACCACAAAGUCUUAAUUUUGCUUUAGAGUAUAUAGCUUCACCGGCUAUUGUAAUACCUUUACUUGUUUUGUUAAUACUCAUAAUAUAUUAUUUAACUUCACUAACGAAUUCUCUAAGAGAAGCUAAUAAUGAUUUAAAGAUUCAGUUAAGAAGAGAGCGUACAGAAGAACGAAGGAAAAUGUUUCAAUUAGCUGAUACACGUAGGCGUGCUGGAUCAUCAUCUAUCGAAAAUACACCAUUUACAAGGUGGAAGAAAGCCUUGCCGUAUCUUCCAUUAACAAAAUCUAUAGAAUCUGAUGAUCGAAAAACCACGAUUAAUGACACUAUUGAAAACAAAACAAUCAAGAAGAAAGGUGGAAUUUUUGCAAGAAUUGUUGGAUUAGCAAUAGACCGGAAGUCAAAUGGUGAACCUGUAUCAGACGGCCACCCUAGUUCACAUAAUAUUGAUGAAGAAACAGAUACGGACUUUCAUGAAACCUUACCAAAAGAAGUUUUAAAAAUAAAAGAUAUUACUUUUAAUAAAAAUGUCGAAGUAAAGAAAAAACCUAAUGUCGAAUUCAAAACAGAAGUUAGUACCGAAAGUAAGCCGAUAAGUGAGAUCAUGGCCAAAAAUUGUAUACCUGAAAAAAUAAUGAAAAGAAGUCCUGACAUAAAUGACGUAAAAGACAAUAUUGCGAGUGAUAAAUGUGUACUUAAGAAAAAAAAAUCAAAUGACCACUGUAUUCAAAAGAAACAGAGUUCGGAAUCAAGUAAUCUAUCUAAACAAACUGACUCAAUCGGAUCAGUAAUACCAGUUAUAACCAUUAGUACAACAGAGAGCGAUGAUGAAAUACUACAAACAAUUAAUAACGAACAAAAAAUAAUUAAUGAAAACCAAAAUGAAAAAAAUAACGAAAAAGUAGCAGAAAGUGUUACAAAUAAAAAUCCAAAAAGCAACUUAAAAAGAAACAGAAACUGCUCAGAUUUAAAAUCUCUUCAACGACAAAGCAGUGUUGACAGUAUAAAUGAAAACAAAAGUCCUAAGGAAUGUGAAGACACGGGGCAUAAGUACCAAUACUCACUGUAAAUUACUAUCUGAGAACUUUUAAAAUUGAGACUUUUUAAAUUGAGUUAAUAAAUAUAAGAAAAACAAUAA
Messenger RNA from Melitaea cinxia (Glanville fritillary), 3933 nucleotides. It is a transcript of the gene Tmc, whose product is annotated as transmembrane channel-like protein. Gene Ontology annotation, cellular component: plasma membrane. NCBI's taxonomy places the organism in Eukaryota, Metazoa, Arthropoda, Insecta, Lepidoptera, Nymphalidae. The transcript has 13 exons. The record is from RefSeq and is a predicted model, not a curated record. Gene Ontology annotation, molecular function: mechanosensitive monoatomic ion channel activity. Bases 1 to 3864 code for a protein of 1287 amino acids.